AUGUACAAUGGCCCGAGUCUCUCCGGGAACAGGGCAGGGCUUCUCUUCCUCGUCGUGGUCAUCCUCGCGUUCACCGAAGGCGGGCUAUGGGUCGCACGGAAGAGGAUGAACACGAGUUUUCCGGACAACUCACUCAUUCCCAGCGCGUCCAGUCUGAUGUCCUUUGGAAAGGGUCGCGCACGGCCAGAGAUCACAGAGCACCCGAUACCAAGGCUCAUGGCUGAAGCCGAGACAAAAUAUCGGGACUUGCUGGCAAAGCAGAGCAAAACCCUCGCGGAGGCUGUCGCAGAGUACAAGCGACGGUACGGGAGGAACCCACCGCAGGGGUUCGACGACUGGUGGCGGUUCACGCAGGAGAACCACGUCGUUAUGAUUGACGAGUAUGAUAACAUCAACGAGGACUUGACACCAUUCUGGACACUCUCGGGCGAGCAGAUGAGGGAGAGGGCGUUCUUGGCAGGAAACCUGCCGUCUAUCGACCUGGUCAGGCUCAGGAGUGGCCAGGCUACUGCCGUAAACAUCAGAGAUGGUCCUGCCUCCUCAGCAGUCAGUGCACGCGCGCGAGGCUUCCUACAGAUCAUUGAAAAGUUUCAAGACAAACUUCCAGACUUGGACUUUCCAAUCAAUGCCAUGGCCGAGGGCCGCAUCCUCGUUCCGUGGGAGCAGCGCGCACGUCCGAAUCUUACAUCGGGCUCAGAUGUCGUCCAGGCUGAAUUGAGUGGCAUGUACUCGCCCGACUGGCGUGGCGAAGGCAACGUCUGGGAGGCAUACCGCCGCACCUGCGACCCCGGCACGCCCGCGCGCCGUCUCUUCAGCUCCUUCCGCGCGUCGUCGACCAACCGCGCGAGCCAGCUCACCGCGAGCACGCAGGAGUUCGUCUUCGCGCCGGACGUGAGCCGGAACUACUCGUUCUGCGAGAACCCGUGGGCGCACUACGACCAGGGCCACUUCUUCUCCGACUGGCGCACCAUCCCCGUGCUCUUCCCCGUGUUCUCGCCCGCACAGGCCCCGGGGUACUCAGACAUCCGGAUCCCGAGCCAUUACUACUACGGGCAGACGAGACGGUAUACGUAUGGCUACGACCCUGUGAACCUGGAGCUCAAGGAAGUGGACGGGAUGGAGACGCCUUGGGAAAUGAAGAGCGACAAUAUUUUCUGGCGCGGCGCGUCCACUGGUGGCGGUAGCUCGCCACCGGGCUUCGCCGCUCAAUACCAGCGUCACAGACUCGUGCGCAUGGCGAGUGACAAGUCCGACACGACCCGAACGCUCGUCUUCGCGGAUCCGCCAGGGUCGACGCACUACGUCUACGCGGAGGUGCCCACGGCGGAGCUCAACGACGAGAUCAUGGACGUCGCGUUCGUGAAGGUCGUCGACUGGUACAACUUCCCCGGUGGGCUCGACGCCCUGAUCGCCGCCCACCGGUUUGACGACGGCGGUGUGAGCCUCGGCAACCACUGGCGGCACAAGUACCUCAUCGACGUCGACGGUAUGGGCUACUCGGGCAGAUUUUUCGGGUUCUUGGAGUCGGACAGUGCGGUGGUCAAGUCGACCGUCUACCGCGAGUUCUACUCCGAUUGGAUUCAGCCUUGGCUGCACUUCAUCCCCCUCUCUCCGUCCUACCAGGAGAUCUACAAUAUCCACGCGUUCUUCUCGGGUGCAUCCCCGUCCGCUCUACAGGCUGUCAACUCGACCGCGCUCGGCGCCCCUCCGGCGCUGCGUCGUCCAAUUGACGGCGACCGCCGACUGAGGCGCAUCGCGCGGGCAGGCAAGCAGUGGAAGCGCACCGUCGGGCGGCACGUGGACAUGGAAGCGUAUGUGUAUAGAUUGUGUUUGGAGUAUGCAAGGUUGUUGGCGGACGAUCGGGGUUCGAUGGACUUUGAACUAUAG
Molecule: messenger RNA, 1887 nt
Organism: Fomitopsis serialis
Lineage: Eukaryota; Fungi; Basidiomycota; Agaricomycetes; Polyporales; Fomitopsidaceae
Product: capsular associated protein
Exons: 7
Coding region: 1-1887 (628 amino acids)
Source: RefSeq, a predicted model, not a curated record